AUGGAAAUGGCUCAGCCUGUGAAUAUCAUCUCUGGGACCUCUCCACUAUUCUGGUGUCAUGUUAUCGGUGAUAGCAUUCAGUGCAGUGGCGCUCAAGGGCAAAAUGUGCUUAGAAUCGCUAUGGACGAUGUGAUCUGCAUUUUACCACAUCUCAGCCAAGAUAAAAGUCAAUACACAAUGAUCUAUCUUCGACACAAUACCUGGGAAGCGAUCUCUCAGCUGGAAGAAAAUACCCCGGCUCGUUUGGUAGCAAGCAUUCUGUUGACGUCUCCACCAUCCAUACUUUUAUCCCGGUACCUCUGUGCAGAACUUCCUCCACAUCUCAGAUCAACGGGGAGCCAGAAAUUAGAUAUCCAUGUCAUCAUAUCCAGUCUUUCGGGGACAGGAAAAGCAAGGAGAUUCUUCAGCAAAAUUCUUCAACCUCUUUUAUCAGACAUUGGUUUGACUGAGUACGAAGUUCACCAGACGCAAUCAGCACGAUCAAUACUUGACUUGUGUCGGACAAAGCUGAUUGUUCGCGCGAACCUCCGCAUAUCUCAAACAAUCAUUCUUCUUUCCGGAGAUGGGGGCUUGACUGAUAUCGUGGGCUCAUUUCAUGACGCCACUAACAAUGCCCUUGUUCCUCCUAGUAUCGCUCUGAUACCUUUGGGGACGGGCAAUGCUAUGGCAAGCUCCCUUAAUCUUCUUUCCAACCCAGCAGCUAGCUUGACUACAUUGGUGCUGGGACGGCCGCAUCCAGUACCCACCUUUGUUACUGAUUUUUCCCCGGGUGUGCAAUAUCUCGAAGAAGGCCAUGUUCGGGUUUCAGUACACAACCCAUCGAUGAAUGAAUCUACAGGCCAUUUGAGGUAUGGCGCCGUUGUGGCGAGCUGGGGUGUUCACGCCUCGUUGGUCGCCGACAGUGACACUCCUGAGUAUCGCAAAUUUGGGGCCGAGAGGUUUCAAAUGGCAGCCAAGGAGCUUCUCUUUCCAUCUAACGGGACUGCAACCCAUAGCUACCACGGUAAACUUACCCUUUUGCAGCGGAACACGGACCCCGAUGAAACCAAGAGGAAAACCGUGGAAUGCGAAAAACACAUGUACAUGCUGGCAGCUCUUGUGCCACGCCUUGAGAGGGACUUUGUCAUUUCCCCAGAGUCUGUCCCCUUGGAUGGCUGUUUGAGGAUGGUUCAUUUUGGUCCCAUUCCACCAGAACAAGCCAUGCAACUAAUGGCAUCCGCGUAUCAAGGGGGAGGGCACGUCCACGAGAGAGAAGUCUUUUACUCAGAGAUGGAUGGCUUUAGAAUUGAUCUUCUUGAAGCAGAUGAAAGAUGGAGGCGAAUUUGCAUCGACGGGAGAAUCUUUGUCAUUGAGGAGGGUGGCUGGGUGGAAGUACGAAAGGAGUCCAGGCGUUUGGUAGGGCUACUAGUCCGAUCAAUGGAUGACAUGGAAUAG
This is a messenger RNA of Aspergillus clavatus NRRL 1, 1434 nucleotides long. RefSeq lists its product as uncharacterized. Gene Ontology annotation, cellular component: cytoplasm; membrane; intracellular membrane-bounded organelle. NCBI's taxonomy places the organism in Eukaryota, Fungi, Ascomycota, Eurotiomycetes, Eurotiales, Aspergillaceae. The transcript has a single exon. The record is from RefSeq and is a predicted model, not a curated record. Bases 1 to 1434 code for a protein of 477 amino acids. Gene Ontology annotation, biological process: sphingosine biosynthetic process.